GUCCACGUCCGCAUGCAGGGACAGGAAGCUCUCUUUUCUGAGGAUAUGCCCUUAAAAGAAGUCAUUGUUCAUCUCAAGAAACAGUUGUCGGCUGAAACCUUAACAGGAGAGCAUAUGGAGACACGCUUCCAGGCUGCCCAAAAUGCUCCUGUGGAAACAGAACAAGGAAAUGACUAUAAAGAAGAUGGUGGCACCAAUUCCUGGGAAAUGACUCAAGUAGAUGACAGUAGUACCGAUCCAGGAAAAGAAAUGGUUUCUCUGCUCAUUAUCCCAGAAGAGAAUAGUCCUAGGCCUGAAGAGGGAGGUGUUUCUUGGGAGAAUACGCACAACUCCAGAAGAUCAAGGCUAGGCACGUGUGGGUUGCAGGAAGAGUCCCAGGAGGGACCUUCUUACCAAGAAGUCUCUAUGGAUGUGGGACCAGGAUCUUCCUCUGGCUCAGACCAGUCCUCCCCUGAGCCUCCUGUCACUACCUACCAAAGCAAUGAAGGAAACUCCACCUGCGAGGGACCCGAAGAAAGACUCCGUGGAGGCCCCAAAUCAUACAAAUGUGAGGAAUGCCCAAAGACCUUUAGGUAUUUCUCCCAUUUAUUAGCCCACCAAAGAAGACACAGGAAUGAGAGGCCAUUUGUUUGUGCGGAGUGUAACAAAGGGUUCUUCCAGACCUCAGAUCUACGUGUGCAUCAGAUGAUUCAUAAGCAAGAGAAGCCUUUCGCAUGUAGCCAAUGUGGAAAGUCUUUUACACACAAAACAAACCUGCGGGCUCAUGAGAGAAUUCACACAGGAGAGAAGCCCUACAAAUGCACCAUUUGCCACAGAAGAUUCCGCCAGUCAUCCACAUACUACCGUCACCAGAAGAGUCAUGAGAGACUUGGAUCCCAAAAGGUUCACUCCACAUCGGAACCUUCCUCCUCAGCCAGUGGGACGAUGUAA
Chinchilla lanigera (long-tailed chinchilla) is the source of this 930-nucleotide messenger RNA. Its product is annotated as zinc finger and SCAN domain-containing protein 4-like. The annotation marks the transcript as partial. Gene Ontology annotation, molecular function: DNA-binding transcription factor activity; RNA polymerase II cis-regulatory region sequence-specific DNA binding. NCBI's taxonomy places the organism in Eukaryota, Metazoa, Chordata, Mammalia, Rodentia, Chinchillidae. The record is from RefSeq and is a predicted model, not a curated record. The transcript has 3 exons. Gene Ontology annotation, biological process: regulation of transcription by RNA polymerase II.